Molecule: messenger RNA, 892 nt
Organism: Pseudophryne corroboree (corroboree frog)
Lineage: Eukaryota; Metazoa; Chordata; Amphibia; Anura; Myobatrachidae
Gene: MED11
Product: mediator complex subunit 11
Exons: 4
Coding region: 192-620 (142 amino acids)
Biological process (GO): regulation of transcription by RNA polymerase II
Cellular component (GO): mediator complex
Molecular function (GO): transcription coregulator activity
Source: RefSeq, a predicted model, not a curated record
CACAUUGCGGGGGCGUGGCUAGCGCAGAGGCAUCUACUAGUCAGCCUUGUCCCUCUCACCCUCUAGUCCCGGCCGAGCUGAUACAGACUAGAAGGAUCCGGACUCUUCUUGUGCGGCUGCUCCGUGUCCCGGUACUCGCUUGCGGAAACGGAAGUCGUAUUGCUGUCAUUUUUGUACCGGGGGAAACGGAAAUGUAUGUAAGAUGCAAUUUUUUCCCCGCUUAUUCUACAGGUUUGGUUAAGUCCGUUAUACCAAAUUCUACCAUGGCUACAUAUAGCCUGGCAAAUGAGAGACUGCGCAUUUUAGAGGAAAUUGAGAGAGAAAUUGCAACCAUCUUGUUGAAUGCAGGGAAUGUUAUCUUGGAGCUUUCCAAAGAGAAGCCAAAUGAACGUAUGCUAGACAGACAGGCGGCACAAUUUACUGCCUCCAUGCAGAAAGUGGAAUCUGAGCUCUCUGGGCAAAUACGUUAUCUUACACAGGUGGCCACAGGGCAGCCACAUGAAGGCUCCAGCUAUAGUUCUCGCAAGGAUGGCACAAUGGCACUCAACAGAAUUGACUAUGCCCGAGUAAAGUUAGCGGAGCUAUGCCGGACAUGUGAACAGAUGCUGGAACAGCCCUGACCUACAUGAGGAUGAACAAAAUAUAUUUAAAUGGAUGGACCUUUCAGAAAGUACAUCAGGAAUAGAUGAACCUUAAAAAAAAAACAUGUUUGGAUACAAAAUUAACUUUAGGCAUGAAGGUACCCACCAUUUCCAAAAUGUUUGCUAGCAACACCUUUCAUUGGCCAGACAGGCCACAGGAAAAAACAUUUCUAUAUAUUUAUCAUAAACCAGCUGGUAUUUUUCACUGUAUGACAACUAUAUUUAUAACAUAAAUGCCAAACUUUAAUCAA